Molecule: messenger RNA, 2419 nt
Organism: Nanorana parkeri
Lineage: Eukaryota; Metazoa; Chordata; Amphibia; Anura; Dicroglossidae
Gene: FYN
Product: FYN proto-oncogene, Src family tyrosine kinase
Exons: 13
Coding region: 202-1815 (537 amino acids)
Biological process (GO): innate immune response; cell surface receptor protein tyrosine kinase signaling pathway; protein phosphorylation
Cellular component (GO): extrinsic component of cytoplasmic side of plasma membrane
Molecular function (GO): ATP binding; non-membrane spanning protein tyrosine kinase activity; signaling receptor binding
Source: RefSeq, a predicted model, not a curated record
UGCAGGUUCGUAAGAGGAGGGAUUAUGAUGUUAUCAGUGUGGGAUGCUGACAUCUGAAUUCACAAAGGUGAGGGCCUAACGGGGAACCUUUCGCCCACUGAAGCCUUCAUUACACCACAUAAGGGUUUUUGCUGCUGCGGCAAUUGAAGAAAUGUGGUAAAGUCAAGUUACCAUAGUUUAGGAAAUAUUGGGAUAUAGAUAAUGGGCUGUGUGCAAUGCAAGGAUAAAGAAGCAACCAAACUGACAGAUGAAAGAGAUAACAGUUUAACGCAGAGCUUAGGAUAUCGCUAUGGGACAGACCCCACCCCGCAGCACUACCCUAGCUUCACUGUGACCACCAUUCCAAACUACAAUAACUUCCAUGGGACUGCAGGGCAGGGACUUACAGUCUUUGGAGGCGUGAAUUCUUCGUCACACACAGGAACAUUGCGUACAAGAGGUGGGACAGGAGUAACGCUUUUUGUAGCGCUUUAUGACUACGAAGCAAGAACGGAAGAUGACCUAAGUUUUCAGAAAGGGGAAAAGUUCCAGAUACUUAAUAGCUCUGAAGGUGAUUGGUGGGAAGCUCGAUCUUUGACAACUGGUGGAACAGGUUAUAUCCCAAGUAACUAUGUGGCACCAGUGGAUUCCAUUCAAGCUGAAGAAUGGUACUUUGGUAAACUGGGCAGAAAAGAUGCAGAGAGACAGUUGCUAUCCUUUGGAAAUCCAAGGGGUACUUAUUUAAUACGUGAAAGUGAAACCACCAAAGGUGCCUAUUCAUUGUCUAUUCGUGACUGGGAUGACAUGAAGGGAGAUCAUGUCAAGCACUAUAAGAUCCGGAAACUUGACAAUGGCGGUUAUUACAUCACGACUAGGGCUCAGUUUGAAACCCUACAGCAGCUGGUUCACCAUUAUUCAGAGAGAGCUGCUGGUCUCUGUUGCCGCUUGGUAGUACCAUGCCAUAAAGGAAUGCCAAGGCUCACUGACCUGUCUGUCAAAACCAAAGAUGUCUGGGAAAUCCCAAGAGAGUCUCUCCAGUUGAUCAAGAGACUGGGAAAUGGGCAGUUUGGGGAAGUAUGGAUGGGUACAUGGAAUGGAAACACCAAGGUGGCGAUAAAGACAUUGAAGCCAGGGACCAUGUCUCCAGAGUCUUUCCUGGAAGAAGCUCAGAUAAUGAAAAAACUGAAACAUGACAAACUGGUGCAGCUCUACGCAGUGGUCUCUGAGGAGCCCAUCUACAUUGUCACAGAGUACAUGAGCAAAGGAAGCUUGCUGGAAUUCCUGAAAGAUGGAGAAGGACGAGCUUUGAAGUUGCCAAAUUUAGUGGAUAUGGCAGCCCAGGUUGCAGCUGGCAUGGCUUAUAUUGAACGAAUGAAUUAUAUACACAGAGAUCUGAGGUCUGCAAAUAUUUUGGUCGGAAAUGGCUUAAUCUGCAAAAUUGCAGACUUUGGGCUUGCCAGAUUAAUUGAAGACAAUGAAUACACAGCAAGACAAGGUGCAAAGUUCCCCAUAAAAUGGACAGCUCCAGAGGCAGCUUUGUAUGGAAGGUUCACUAUUAAAUCAGAUGUGUGGUCUUUUGGCAUCCUACUGACGGAACUGGUAACAAAAGGAAGAGUCCCUUAUCCAGGUAUGAAUAACCGUGAGGUGUUGGAACAAGUAGAGCGUGGCUACAGAAUGCCAUGUCCCCAAGACUGUCCAAAUUCCCUGCAUGAGUUAAUGCUUAACUGCUGGAAAAAAGACCCAGAGGAGCGCCCCACUUUUGAGUACCUGCAAGGUUUCCUGGAAGACUACUUCACUGCCACUGAACCCCAGUAUCAGCCCGGAGAUAACCUGUAAAGUUACGCCUGCACCAAGCCAUUGCCAGGUUCAAGCCCUAGAAAUUGCUUCCAGUAAAAUGACUGCCUUCUUCAAGGAGCUGUAUCUUCCAGUGUGGGGUUGCACACAAGUGUGAAGCUCUGGACUUCAAGGAUCCUCUUUCAUGGCCACUUAUUAUAAUAAUCUGAAUGUCCACUUUGAAAAACAAUAAAACAAGGGACAAAGGAAAACAAAUUCUCAAGCAAAGACUUUGAUGAUGGAUUGUAUUGAUGUUAUGUAAACUGCAAAACCUCUGUUUGCUGUAAAUAUUAACUCUGUGCCAAUUCCCAAUAUUUAGAGUUUUCCAUUUUUUUAAAGCAGGAUCCAUGAAAUUUUAACCAAUGUUCAUUUCAUUCUACAAGUAUUUACAAAAGUGCCCUCCCUAAAAUCUAGAUGCCGUUUUUUUCCCUCUUUUGGUUUGCUUUUGGUACAUAUUCCUGUAAGUCAUUGUUUUCCAAACCAGUCCUCGUACAACUAACGGUUCAUGUUUUCCAGAUCUCUUAACAGAAGAGCGGGUGACAUAAUUAGGGCAUCUCGGUAACAGUACCGUUAAUUAAGACACCAGUGCACCAGUCCAGUAGUCUGG